Molecule: messenger RNA, 730 nt
Organism: Macroventuria anomochaeta
Lineage: Eukaryota; Fungi; Ascomycota; Dothideomycetes; Pleosporales; Didymellaceae
Exons: 1
Coding region: 34-540 (168 amino acids)
Source: RefSeq, a predicted model, not a curated record
GAUUGGUUUAACGUCCUAUGUGAGUCUAAGGCUAUGGAAGACGAAGCUGCGACAAAUGAGUUACAGGGGUGUAUGGAGAAUUUGAAGACAGAGGCAUAUGCCGAGAAGAGGACCAGGAUGGAGAACGAGAUCAAAGCUGCAGAGGCAAGGCGGAAAGGCGAUGAAGACAGCAAAGGGCGGGUUCAGCGCUUCCAGAAACUUCUCCAAGAGUCCAAGGAAGCACAGCAAAGAGAACGGUCUGACGGAUGCCGUCCUAUUCGCGGACCUCUUGUCCUCAAGGGCAGCGAGCGUAGCACUGAGGUGAACGGAGACAAAGCCAAGCCUUUAGGUUUUUCGAUGACUUCAUUGUUGUCACCUUUGCGGCUGCUCCAAGACAAGACUCAAAGCCUGGAAGUAGAUGCGAAGUACAACGACAGAUCUUGGCCAAGACGCGAACGAAUAGAACCGCUUCCCGCUGACUGUCGCUCCCAUAUCCCAAGCCAGUUCCAAAACACACAACACGUGAGCUACUUCAGGUUUCACGUACCUUGUCCUACGUGAUAUUAUUGUGAUUGCUUUGAUAAUUCGUCCCCUCGAUCAACACGAAUCCAAAACUUGAACCUCGCCAGACACCUUUCCAAUCCGCCUGGCAGCCCCGAAUGUAAUCGAGGUUCUAGAUGGAGUCUGGAUUUUCGCAAAGCAGACCUCAGCUAAACGAUCUCAAAGAAGACAGAAAGAAAAGCCUGUGUUG